UUUCCAGCUGCUGCAGUGCAGUUCAUUGAAUAGCUUUGAGUCUGUACGACGUAUUCUGUGCUAAGAAUCUAUAACCAUAUAGCACGAUAGAGAGUUGUGCUAUAAUUUUUCCUAGGGUAUUGAAGGAGGAAAUUGAAAAAUUGAUAAUAUCCUACCAAAGAGUAUCUAUAUAUGUGCAGUAUAUUUGACGGCUAGAAAAAAGAAAAGUGAUUGAUAAAUUUGGAUAAGAGAGUUUCUGAAUUUGGUGUUAUAAAAGGCAAAUUUUCAUGCGAAAUUCUCUCAAACGCGAGAUUCACAAUUUAAUAUACAUUCGUGAAGUGAAAACUCAUUUUAUUGAUUUGUGUCUCUCUCGGUAGAGGCUUUCAAUUCCUCUUCCAUUGUGUAGUCGUGUCUGGAUAGUCCCUUUGUAACUGAUAAAUAAAAGUCUUUUUCGUGGUUGUUUGAUAUUUAUUUUAAAUUUUGUUUCUAACAAAAUCUGUAAAACAUUUUUAAAUUGAAGGAGGAAAAGCAAGUGAAAGAAUUUUUAAUUUUGGAAUUGCAGUGAAAUAAUUGUGUGAUUGGAUAGGGAAUUAGAGCAUACAUAAAGGAGAGAGAAAGAGAAAAAUAAAAUUAAAAUCGAGACAUUUUCCAAAGGUUUUUCUUACUGUGGUGUAUUAUUUGUUCGAGAGAUUGCAAGGAAGAAGAGUAGAAAAGAGGCCGGUGGAGGCUGUGUUGAGCAAGAAAAAUUAAUUAAAUAUCGUAUAAUUUGUGUGAUAUUCCAGUUGGGAAACGUUACACUGAGGUCGACAGAGAAACGCAAUUUAGCGCUCCAUCUUAUGGUGGGCGCUCCAUUGCCGGAAGCACCCGGCAUUUUCUACGAAACACCAGUACUAAAAGGGACGACACCUCCAUCUCCCUCCAUCACAAGAAAUCAUCGUGGCAGAUCGUGCAUGAUUUCUCAUAGGCGGUGUUUAAGUCAUAGGACUUCAAAAUUUUCCAGCAAUAGACAUCGAAAAUUGCAGCCAUUCAGAGAAACGUGAGACCCCAAAAAAGGGAAAUAAAGUCUCAAUAAUACACAUUACACAUAAAAAUCAAUAGCAUCUCCACGCGCACUUUGAAUGCGUAAUUUUUUAUUUACAAAGAAAAACAAAUUAUAAUUACUCUGGGAGAGAAAAAAAGGAAAAGCAAAAGCGGAAAGAGUGCUACGGGAAGAGUACGCUGGAGCUGAAGAAGGAAAUUGAUAUUCAAGGAUUGAAAAUUGAAUUUGAAAGAAAAAGAGGAAAAGGUUUGACAAUAUCUCCAGGAGAAAAAGAAAAGAAAUAAUAAGUAGCAGUGAAGGAAAAGCCUAAAGGAAAUUUCUUGCAAGAUAGGAAGAGAGAUCAAAGAAAAAUCUCUUUCUUUCGCACAAAAAAAAAAAACGAUUAAAUUUUUUGAAAUUGUUUUUGGGCAAUUGAUUUUGACAAUUUGAAAAUCGGAAGCAGAAAAAGGAGAAUUCCUCUCUUCAUAUGCAUAUACUAUUAGUAGGGUCGUCAAAAUCGACGGAAUUUGCUGAAAAUUUCACAUUUCAAUUCUUGUGCAAGAUUGAUUUGUUUCAUCACAACAAGCAUUCUAUAAGAUUUGGAAAAGAAAUCAUACCAUAUGGUAAUAACAGUGGCGGUGGACAUUGAUUCAGUCAUCUUCAGGAGGAUACCGCAAAAGCUAAUGCAUUCAACUGAUUGUCCCAAUUGAGUGAGAAGAGAGGAUAACGUGAUUUCUGUCGAAAACACUGAGAAAAAAGGGAAAUUUUAAGUCUCGAAAAAAUUGUCACUAACAUCGUACACCUAUCCACUCGAGACAAAAUCCAGGAGAUCUUUAAAAUUUGGUGUUACUGAAUUAUAUCUCAGAAAUUGAUUGUAUUUGAGGACAGAAAAAUUUCCCAAAGAAUAUCAUCUCCAGAUUAAAUUGGAAGAGAGAUAGCCAUCAAGAUGGGUACUGUAAAUGUGAAUCGCAAUGUAACGGAUGCCUUCUAUCGCUACAAGAUGCCACGCAUCAAUGCGAAGGUGGAGGGUAAGGGAAAUGGGAUAAAGACGGUGAUUGUGAAUAUGGCUGAGGUGGCAAAAGCUCUUGGGCGUCCAGCAACGUAUCCAACAAAGUAUUUUGGAUGUGAAUUGGGUGCUCAGACUCAGUAUGAUACGAAGAAUGAACGUUUCAUCGUCAAUGGAUCCCAUGAUGCUGCUAAGUUGCAGGAAUUGCUGGAUGGAUUUAUCCGGAAGUAUGUAUUGUGUCCGGAAUGUGACAAUCCUGAGACGGAGUUGUUGGUGUCAGCGAAGAAGGGAACAAUUUCGCAGGGUUGUAAGGCUUGUGGUUUUCAUGGGCCACUUGAGGUUAAUCACAAGGUGAACACGUACAUCUUGAAGAAUCCACCAAAUAUGAAUCCGGCUGCCCAGGGAGCCUCCCUUACUGAGGGUAAGCGUAGCAAGCGUUCCAAGAAGACCGUGGAGAAUGGAACUGCUGGUGAGGGCAGCAAUAACACGUCAGCUGCUGCUGGAGCUGCAGGUGAUGCUGAUGGAUCAAAUGCCAGCGUUGGGGAUAUUGCUGUGGAACCGCCAGAGCCUGGUGCUGAGGAGGAUGACAACACUUGGACAGCUGAUGUGUCCGAGGAGGCGGUCAGGGCACGUAUGCAAGAUCUCACUGAUGGUGCCAAGUGCAUGACAAUAUCCAAUGAUACGGAGAAGAGUGAACGUGAGCGUCUUGAUAUAUUCUACGAGUUGGUGAAGAAGCGUCGCGAUGCUGGAGAAUUGGACAAUGUUCAGGUGCACAAAGAUCUUGUGGCUGAAGCUGAUCGUCUGGAUAUUCAGCAGAAAGCACCACUUGUACUGGCAGAACUCCUCUUCUCGGCCAAUAUCAUUGCUGAGGUGCGCAAGAAUAGGAAUCUCCUCUUGCGCUUCACACACAAUAACCUCAAGGCACAGCGCUACUUGAUGGGUGGCAUUGAGCAGAUUAUCUCUCUCCAUGCGGCCACUUUGAUGAAUAAGGUUGCCGUAAUUCUCAAGCUCUUCUAUGACAGUGACAUUUUGGAGGAGAAGACGAUCCUUGAGUGGGCCUCAAAGGUGAGCAAGAAGUAUGUGUCCAAGGAGGUGUCAACUCAGAUUCAUGAGAAGGCACAGCCAUUUGUCAAGUGGCUCCAGGAGGCCGAGGAGGAGGACUCCUCUGAAGAGGAUGAUUCUGAUGUGGAGAUUGAGUACGAUGACCGUGCAAAGGGUGAGCUGCGCAAGGAGGUAACACCAGCGGCCAAAGCAGCGGCUAAGAAGGAUGACGAUGAUGAUGGCGAGGAGAUUGAUAUCGAUGAAAUUUAAUUGGGAGCAGGGAUAAAUGUGAAAAAAUACAGCUAAAGAGAAUGAUAAUAAAAAAAAAUCAAUUUGCAGGCCGAAGAAGAUGAAUGCUUAUCAAGAAAAAAAAGAAACACUUUUAUUUUCUACAUUAUUACCCUCUACUAUUAAUCACCAAGUUUUAAUUAUUCGCCUAUAUUGUAAAAGGAAAUUGUCUUGAUAAUCAAAUGGGAAAGUCCUCGAAUGAGAGUGAAUUUAAUUGGAAGCUGUAAAAUUAACUCUUAUACUCAAGUUCAAAAUUCAUCACAGGCUUUUCAAGAGGAAUUUUUUUUGCAAUACAUUCAGCAUUAAUACCCAAUUUAUAUGACAAUUUUUACCAGAAAAAAAGGAAAUAAACAGAAAACUGAGAAAUAUUGAUACAAUUUUGCAAAAUAAACAGCUUAUUUGAAGAUCUUAAUAUGAAAUCACACAGCAAUUACGGAGAGGAUUGUGAAUGAUGAAUUUAUUGGAAGAAAAUAUUGAGGAAAUAGUGAAAGGAAAGAAAUAGACAAAAAACAAAAUUAUGGGGAGUGAAAGGAAAAUUCCUAUUAUGAUGACUUGAGGAGGAGAAAAAAAAUUGUAGAGAGUGAAAUUGUGAGAGGACAAUUUUCAGAGUUUAUUUUCCUUCAUUCUUUAUUCCCAAAUAAAUGAAAUUAAAAAUAAAA
Messenger RNA from Phlebotomus papatasi, 3991 nucleotides. It is a transcript of the gene eIF5, whose product is annotated as eukaryotic translation initiation factor 5. Gene Ontology annotation, biological process: formation of translation preinitiation complex; formation of cytoplasmic translation initiation complex; translational initiation. Bases 1944 to 3314 code for a protein of 456 amino acids. Gene Ontology annotation, cellular component: cytosol. The transcript has 5 exons. Gene Ontology annotation, molecular function: GDP-dissociation inhibitor activity; eukaryotic initiation factor eIF2 binding; translation initiation factor activity. The record is from RefSeq and is a predicted model, not a curated record. NCBI's taxonomy places the organism in Eukaryota, Metazoa, Arthropoda, Insecta, Diptera, Psychodidae.